AUGCGGUGGAGCUUUGACAGAAGCACCGCAACGCGCAUUAUCUGUUAAAAGAUUGUCAAUGUGGUUCUUGUACAAACUCGACGAAAAUAACGAAGAUACAGAAGACAGGAUACUUGCUCGGCCAGGAAUCGAGUACUCUGUGGGUCGAAAGGGUACAAGUAUAAUCUUCAAUGAUAAAUCAGUGAGCCGAUCACAUGCCACGUUCGUCAUUGGACAACAAAAUAGCCGUGAUGCAUUCAACGCACAUUUUCGGCCUGAAGUACGAUUAAAAGACCAAAACUCAAAGUAUGGCACGUUUCUUAAUACGAACCCCGUUGUUACCGAGACGAACCUUAAUGAUGGUGAUACCAUAAAGUUUGGGUCACUCAACAGCGCGUUAAGAUUGGUGUGGGAACCAGUGGUGAUCUGUAUACCGUCAAUGUCAAACGCAGACAAAUCUGCUGUUGCAAAACUGGUGUGUCAAUUGGGUGUACUUUUAACCAAAGAGUGGAACGAUACCUGUAGCCAUCUCUACAUGAAACGGAUUGAGAUCGUAUCAAAACUCUUUCUCUGUAUGACGAGCGCCAAACGGAUCAUAUCUAUGGGGUGGUUGGAGGCAAUGGCAUCUCAGGAUGAUGCUCGUUUUGCAUGGCCUAUCGAAGCGGACCAUUUACCACCUAUCCCAAAAGAUAUUAACCUGACCAAAAAAGAUUUUGAGCCAAAGCCGAAGCGAGCAACACUGUUCGCAGGACUUGAAUUCUGGAUAUUUGACAAGUAUCAGUUUGAUCGUUAUACACCCGUCAUCCAAUCAGCCAAAGGAAAAUCAAAGCCAUGUUCGUUAAAAAGGCUGUUCAAUGUUGAAGAGCUUUGUGCAGAAGACCGGUUAAUUGUUACACCCCCUGACGAAAACUCUGAAUCAUUCAAGGAAAUCGCCAACGCAUUGAAAAAGAAACACAAACGUGCUAUCAUGGGAGAUGAAAUCAGUGACGCGAUUAUCGCAUGCUCAAGAUCCAAAGCCUGCAACCCAAUAAUCCCUGAAGGAGAGCGGAUACAAUUCGCGGAAGACAAUGUAGAAGAGGAAGAAGAAAUCGUGAUGCUGUCAGAUCAACCUCCAACAUCACCAACUGAGCGGCCAGCACCCACUAGUGCUGUUAUGGAAUCUGCAUCAAUGGGCGACUUUUUCGACGACCUUCUUGGUGAUCCUGACCCUGUAUAUUCUCCCUCGAUACAGCAAAUGCCUCCAUCACCCUCUUUGCAAAUCAGUGGCAUUAAUGAUGACGAAGAGAUAUCCAGUACUUCACCACCGCCAAAUAUUAAUCAACAACCAUCCAGCAUCAGAAGUAGCGUCAAUGUUACCGAACCGGAGCCUGAGCCAGUUACUAGACGACGACAACGAUCCAGCCGACAAUUACCCGGACAAUUGCCUGAAUUUGCCUUUCAAGACAAUGGCGAUGCAAGCGAGUUGGAAGCAGAUCUUGAGGGUGCUUCAACCAGACAGCGGAGAUCAAGGCGUGAAUUACCCGGGCAACUGCAGCGAUCAGCUGUCGACGAUGGCAAUGAAGUUCCAGAGACUGCUCCAGCAAGACAAGGACGAUCGAGACGACAGUUACCCGGUCAAAGGCAACGACCUGCCACUGAUGGUAUUGAUGAAGUAGCAGAAGUUGAACCAGAACCUGAUUCACCACAACAGCGACGAACACGACGUCAAGUACCUGGUCAACGCAAUGAGACAGCUGUUGAAGACAGCAGUAAUGAAAUUCCCCAGUCAGCUACUACAACAAGACGACAGCAAAGGUCCAGCCGCCGACAGCCUCGAAACAACCAAAACGACGAAUUUCCAGAUAUUCCUGGAGAUAAUGCACCAGAGCAUGAAAAUAUAAAUGAAGAAAUCCCCAUCAUUCCUGGCAAAAAAUAUACCUCUAUUUUGUCUGCAAGCAUCCUAUGCAGCCCAACACAAACUAGUGUACGUCGACGAACACAACGAGAUGAGGGCCACGCGAAUUUUAAGCGGUUCAAAAAGGUUCGUCAAAGGAAUCCUCAUAAUCCUAUGGAAUUUAUCCCAGCAGCACUUACUCAGGAGGAUGAGCUUCAGCUUCGUGGUAUGUUCCGGAGGAAACCUUUUAUUACAGUCACCCUUAACUCGACCGCACGCUGACUUUAUGUUGACUUGCUUCUCUUUGUAGACGAUCAUUAUGGAGACCAUGAUGAACUUGAGGAUUCGGUACCGAUAAACGGAGCUGCAGUUCCUGUGGAGGAUGCAUUUGCGGAUAUCGAGAUUCGCGUGCUUGCGGCGAGCAGACGUGGAGGCCGUCGAUAGAAAUCUGAUCCUUCUCAACCACAAAAACAUUCAAAAACCACUCUGUAUAUAGCAUAAUAUCAUCCUUGACUACCACUACCACCACCAUUGCUCUCAAAAUAAACACGACAUGAGUACAAGUAUACAACGCUUCUUUGUAACAGCACAUG
Zychaea mexicana is the source of this 2445-nucleotide messenger RNA. RefSeq lists its product as uncharacterized. Gene Ontology annotation, cellular component: Mre11 complex. Lineage: Eukaryota; Fungi; Mucoromycota; Mucoromycetes; Mucorales; Lichtheimiaceae. Gene Ontology annotation, molecular function: protein binding; damaged DNA binding. Gene Ontology annotation, biological process: double-strand break repair via homologous recombination; mitotic G2 DNA damage checkpoint signaling. The transcript has 8 exons. Bases 59 to 2134 code for a protein of 691 amino acids. The record is from RefSeq and is a predicted model, not a curated record.